Folsomia candida is the source of this 1686-nucleotide messenger RNA. RefSeq lists its product as uncharacterized. Gene Ontology annotation, molecular function: DNA-binding transcription factor activity. Gene Ontology annotation, biological process: regulation of DNA-templated transcription. The record is from RefSeq and is a predicted model, not a curated record. Lineage: Eukaryota; Metazoa; Arthropoda; Collembola; Entomobryomorpha; Isotomidae. Bases 231 to 1061 code for a protein of 276 amino acids. The transcript has 3 exons.
CUUGCAUACGUCUUGUCUCUUCUCUCACAAAUAAUUGCACACUGGUUAACUUGUCGGCAAUUAUUGUUCAGUGGGGUUUACCAUCCACAUACAAACGGCCGGAUUGUUCCAGCAAUAUUUUUCGAAAUGGGAGCAAAUUAAAGGCGAUCGAGACUGCUGAAAUAAUUUUAGGAAGAAAAAUACUAUCAACUUGAUUAAACGGACUCAACCUAAACACGCGUAUUUAGAUUAUGCAGGAACAGGAAGAAAGUUCAGAAUUCUGUGAUAAUUUCGAUGACUUAUUUAAGCACAUGGAAAGGCAGGAAGCGGUCCAGCAUGACCUUGACGGAAGCCUUUCCGAACCAGUGUGGUUCGUCGUUCGGCCAGUCGCACUGGACGGGCAAGGUCAAGACCCUCCAGACGGUGUGCAUUUUGAGCUAUUACGAGCUCCGGGUGUCGACUCGGAACAACUUCCGGAUGUCAAUCCUUCCCCCCUUCUCGAGCACCUAGGAGGCCAAGAUAUCAUCUUAUCGGCUGCUGCAGACUCGGAACAGGUUCAGGAUGUCAUCUUAUCCCCUCCUCUCGACCAAGCAGUUUCCUCUCCAAGGGACGAAUCACCCCCGCCACCGAAGAGAAAACCUGGCCGACCCCGCAAACAAAUACCUCCGGAGGAACCACUUCCCAAAAAACCAAAAAAAUAUAACGACCCUAACCUUCAAGAUAAAAAGGUACGCAACGCCGUGACCGCUAAGAAAAAUCGGGACCAGGCAAAACAACGCUUGGCCGAGUUGCUUGCGGAAAGGGAAUCCCUGCAAAGGGAAAAUGCUACCCUGCGAGCUGAAAAGCUUAAGUUAUUGGCGGAUAAAGUCGUCUCCGACGGAAUCAUAGAACAUCUACGGAAGGAGAACGCCAAGCGACUUAUCAACAGCGGACUGGACGCUGAGUCAAAAAUGGACGGUGGUCAUCAUGACCUCGAUAACAUUGAGGUCACACCGCUCAAUGACUCCUUCGACAUUGACGACACCGUCUUCUUACCAGAUAUCCGUGAUCCAGAACUGGAUCAGGAAAUCACUUCUGCAUAAAUCGUGCAAAUACUCCAAUGAAACGACCAAGCUUUCGCUGGCGUUUCAUGGAAAGUGAAAAAUGUCAUUCUGUAAAUGCAGAGACAGUUUUCAAAAACAAAUACAUAAAUCUUGCAUAAACCGUGCAAGUGAAGUGUCCAAGCUUUCGCUGGUACUUCAAUGUAUCUGAAAAAUGUCAUUCUUACAAGUUGUAAGUUACAACGUGAGAGACAAUUUUCGACUAAAAAGUUUUUUCACAGUGUGAGUCUCACACAUCAUUUUUCAAAUGGAGUGUAAUCAUUCCUAAUUCUGAGAAAUGUGCAAAAACGGCAAACUUAAGCAUUCAUCGUUAUCUGUGAAACGAUAGAUAACGGUUACUGCUUAAAAGUGGAUGAUUUGCACAAAUUUUGACAAAUAUAGUAACAAGAUCACUAUGUUAUUAAAAAUUUGUUUAACUAGGGAUCAAUUAAUUAAUUAGUUUUACAGAAUAAAAUGUAAUAUUGGUCGUACAGGAUUUUAUAUGCAAAUGAUAUGUACAUAAAAUCAAGUAAAAUGAAUUAAUGGACACUGUGCAAAUACGAUUUUUACUCCAAUAUGAUACAUACAAUGAUGAUGAUAAUGUAAUAAAUAUUUUUAAUUACGUACA